ACUUGAAAUGUGGACCUCGUCGAGUACCGCCGGUCGCCAUUUUUUAACCGGAGGCGACGGGUGCGGCGGCGAAUUAUCCCCAAGAUGACCUGGACGCGGUAUCGAGUGUUUCUUUUAGUGUUAUUUGUGACCACCGGCAGCAUAAACACGCUAAGCACGAAGUGGGCGGACGUGAUCGAGGCCGUCGGAUCCGACGGCGUCGAAAAGAGUUUCAACCACCCGUUCUUCCAGUCGCUCACCAUGUUCCUGGGUGAAGCAAUGUGCCUCGUGCUCUUCAAAAUCAUGUUUCGGUUGUACGAAUCGAGAGCGGACGGCACAGUCGACAGCAACGAGCUGACGAAAGGCAACCGUAAAUUCAACGCGUUCAUUUUGUGCGUCCCGACGGCGUGCGACAUGGCGGCGACGUCGCUGCAAAACGUCGGCCUCAACUUGACAUACGCUUCGAGCUUUCAGAUGCUGAGAGGCUCGAUCAUAGUGUUCGUCGGGUUGCUGAGCGUCGCGUUCCUGCGGCGCCGCCUCGCCAAGCGAGAGUGGGGCGGCAUCGUCCUCGUCAUGGCGGGGCUGUCGGUCGUCGGCGUUGCCGACUUUCUCUACAAAAGCGACGACGACUCGCUCGACAGCGACGACGUGAUCAUUGGCGACGUGCUCAUAGUGGUAGGCCAGGUGAUACAGGCGAUCCAGGUGGUGGUGGAGGAGAAGUUCGUCGCGGGAAUGGACAUACCGCCGCUCGAGGCUGUCGGCUUCGAGGGCCUCUUCGGUCUCGCGUCCAUGUCCCUUCUCAUGGUCCCUUUUUAUUACAUCCGAGCCGACAGGCCGUUUACCGAACACCCUGGCGACCGACUUGACGACAUCGUCGACGCGUUCAGUCAGAUGGGCCACAGCUGGCAGCUCGACGUAGCCGUACUAGGUACCGCCGUCUACGCCGUCGCACACUGGAUCCGUCCUUUCCAUCGCUUUCUACAACUUCGCGGGCAUCAGCGUGACCAAAGAGAUGUCGGCGACCACCAGGAUGGUCCUCGACAGUAUCAGAACCCUCGUCGUGUGGGUCUUUAGUCUGACGGUCUUCGGACAGCAGUUUCACUGGCUCCAGGUACUCGGAUUCCUUCUGCUCGUGGCGGGCAUGUGCCUCUACAACGGCAUCACCUUUGGAUCUUUGAUUUCGCGCUUCAAACGGGAUAAAGUCGACGGG
Molecule: messenger RNA, 1189 nt
Organism: Cylas formicarius (sweet potato weevil)
Lineage: Eukaryota; Metazoa; Arthropoda; Insecta; Coleoptera; Brentidae
Product: solute carrier family 35 member F6-like
Exons: 5
Coding region: 85-1053 (322 amino acids)
Biological process (GO): transmembrane transport
Cellular component (GO): intracellular membrane-bounded organelle; membrane
Molecular function (GO): transmembrane transporter activity
Source: RefSeq, a predicted model, not a curated record